Messenger RNA from Aspergillus steynii IBT 23096, 644 nucleotides. RefSeq lists its product as uncharacterized. The record is from RefSeq and is a predicted model, not a curated record. The transcript is spliced from 5 exons. The coding region runs from base 100 to 558 and encodes 152 amino acids. NCBI's taxonomy places the organism in Eukaryota, Fungi, Ascomycota, Eurotiomycetes, Eurotiales, Aspergillaceae.
GAGGCAAGUCGCACGGAAAAACCCCCGACGUUGUCACGUACGUGGUCGUGCUUUGCGAUCUAUCUAUUCAUAACUACUAAGUAGAGAUGAAACAACUGGAUGUCGAUCAGAGCCCUGCUAGCCAAGCACUUCUUACCCGCGUUCAGCGGCCACUUGUCCAUAGCGCUGCCGCAAAGGUCCCUUACCAGUGGAGAAUGCGGCGAUCUGAUGGCUGGAGGGCUUGACGCCAUCCCUUUGGUUCAAUGGCGUUUUAGCAUCCUGGUUGCGUUUUCCCUAGCCCGUCCAGGGACUCGUCCUGACCCACGAGGGCCCCGGCCACUUGGUCCUGACCAUCCACUCGUCCUCUGCUUCGCUACGGCAUACGGAUGCGACCGCAACAUCAGGUGGUCUCUUCGAACAAUAGACCACAAUGGAAAUUGUCCAUGGUCCAGAAGGAAGCACAGAAGCCGGGAACAAGAUCUUGCCAUACACAAAGAGCCGAUGGCAACGGCUGUCCUGAUGGAAGUUGAGAGUUUGAUUGGCCUCUGUCGGAUUCGUCCGCCAUCCUGGUCAUCUUAACCCUGAUAAACGUUUUUUCCCGCGGAUUCUGGAAAGCGAUCAGCUCUGGACUUCCGCUUCGAGUAGGGACCAUCAGUGGAACCGGC